Molecule: messenger RNA, 1008 nt
Organism: Acanthosepion pharaonis
Lineage: Eukaryota; Metazoa; Mollusca; Cephalopoda; Sepiida; Sepiidae
Source: the annotation of a GenBank genome assembly
AUGACCUCCUCAGAUAUUGGCUGGCAAGUCUUGUGGAAAAUGUGGCUUGGCAGCCAACCAGAAAAAUCUCAAGAACAUCUUCAUUUACUUACGGAAAAAUACCUGCCCCAUUUAAUGCAUUGUUGCCAGGGCAAUGGCAAGUUCAGCCCAGGGCCAAUGGAAGUGGACAGCACUCUGUCUUCUUGCAAAUGGAUGGUUAAGCAGACACCAGAUAAUGCAAUCCAUACUUUAUGUUCAUACUGGAAGUGGAACUGUGAGUUUAUCAUUCCAAAUAUUAUCUAUCUGAAGCUGUUCUUUAUCUAUCUAUAUCUAUCUGGGACAGUCCUAUAUUUAUCCAAGACUGUUAUUUAUCUAUCUGAAAAUGUUCUUAAAAUAUUUUUAUCUAUUUAUCUUUGUUAUCUGUCUAUCUUUGUUCUUAUCUAUCUAUCUAUCUAUCCAAGUCUGUUUAUCUAUCUAUCUAUCUAUCUAUCCGUGAUUGUUAUCUAUCUAUUUUUUUCUUUUUUUCUUUCUUUAUUUUUCUUUUUUUUUUCUUUUUUUUUUUCUUUUUUUUCUUUCUUUUCUUUCUUUUUUUUUAUUUUUUUUUUUUUUCUUUUUUUUUUUUUUAUUAUUUUUUUUCUUUUUUUUUUCUUUUUCUUUUUUCUUUUUUUUUUCUUUUCUUUUCUUUUUUUUUUUUUUUCUUUUUUUUUUCUUUUUUUAUUUUUCUUUUCUUUCUUUUUUCUUUUCUUUCUUUUCUUUUCUUUUCUUUUUUUCUUUUUUCUUUUUUUUUCUUUUUUCAAUUUUCUUUUCCUUUUUUUUUUUCUUUCUUUCUUUUUUUUUUUUUUUUUCUUUUUUUUCUUUUUUCUUUCUUCUUUUUUUUUUUUUUUUUCUUCUUCUUUCUUUCUUUAUUCUUCUGUCUUUCUUUUUUUCUUUUUUCAUUCUCUUUUCUUCUCUUUUUUUUCUUUUUCUUUCACUUCAUUCUUUUGGUGUUUUUUGUUCCUUCCUUUUUUGUAUCUUCUAUUUCAUUCUUAG